UCAGUCAGGUGAUCGUAACGCCGUUAUUGGGCGAGAAUUAUGAUCGCUGUUGUUGUUUGGUCUGACGUCUGCUGCUAAAAAGUAGAAUUCUGCAGUUUGAAUUGUGGAGUCAAGUUUAAGCUUUCAGAUGGAAUCUCAGCUUUCAAUGUUUUAACCAGUUAAUCAUCACCAUGGAGAGAAUCUUCCCAUUCAUCCUCACUAUUAUUCUAUUCACUUCAUUCUCAAAUGGAUUCAACGUCACACUGGGGACAGAAAAGCUGAUUAUUGAACUAGGAAAGAAUGAUUCUUUUAAGAUCACCCCUAAAGAUGUCUUACUAGAGCCAGCUGAGAUUGACCUCUUCAAUGAUAAAUAUGAUGUAGCUAGCAUACCAUCUCAGGUGGACUUACUCUCUAACAGUUCAAGCUCGGUAUCAGUCCUGGUAUCCACUCUCUCUGUAGGAGUGUGUCAUAUUUCCAUGAAUACUACAUCUUCAGAGAUAGGGGAUUUGUCAGGAUUGUAUGUAGAGGUCAAUGUGGUUCAUAGCAGUGCAUUGUCAAUUAUCGUCAUAGUAGUCGGUUGGAUAUACUUUGUGGCCUGGUCUGUCUCUUUUUAUCCUCAAGUUUUCCUCAAUAUCAAACGAAGAAGUGUUAUUGGUCUGAACUUUGACUUCCUGGCGUACAAUUUAACUGGCUUUGUAGCGUAUGGUGUCUUCAAUGUAGGCAUGUACUGGAUACAACCAAUAAAGGAUGCAUACAAGGCUAAACAUAUGUACGGUGUGAAUCCAGUAUUACUAAACGAUGUCAUCUUUACACUCCAUGCAGUAUUAAUCACCUCAAUCACCAUAUUCCAGUGUUUAAUCUAUGAGAGAGGAAACCAGAAAGUGUCUCUCAUAAGUCGGAUCAUUCUAGCUGGGAUGUGGCUCUUUGCUCUGAUCACGUUGGUCAUCACGGCUGCGUCCAGUGGUUCUGUGAUCACAUGGUUAGAGUUCAUCUAUUACUUCUCUUAUAUCAAACUAGGAGUGACCCUCAUCAAAUAUAUCCCUCAGGCUUAUAUGAACUACACAAGACAAAGCACUGAGGGCUGGAGUAUCGGCAACAUAUUGCUGGAUUUUACUGGAGGAUCAUUUAGUCUGCUCCAGAUGUUUCUUAUGUCUUAUAAUAAUGAUGACUGGGCAUCCAUCUUUGGUGAUCCAACCAAGUUUGGUCUUGGGUUUUUCUCCAUUGCUUUUGACAUCCUUUUCAUCAUUCAACAUUAUGUACUCUACCGAGGUAAGAAACCUGUUGACAAGAUGGGUUCAUCUGAUGAACAUAAGCCGCUGAUGAGUAGCCAGGAAUCCACUCUAGAACGUUCUGGAAGUUCCAUUAUUAACGGGUCAGCUCACUGAUCGUAAGCUAUUUUGAAAAUCUGAAGGAUGUUUAGUCAUCUGCUUUGAGAAUGUAAUGUUCAUUAUUUUUUGUCGUAAACAUCAAUACAUUUGUUUGAUUAAAGAGUGAGACAUUUGUUGAUACAAGGAAGAGUUUCUCAGAGAUAGUUCUUACUUCUAAUUCACAUCAUCUAACAGGUAUCCUGUUAUAAACAUGUUUUGCAUUAUUCAUUGCUGCUUUUCUACUCUCUCCAUUGUUCUGUCAAUGAUGAAAGUGAAGUUUAGUGAUGAAAUGACGCUAUGAAAAUGUAGCACUGAGUAAGAUGCCAGGCCCCAAUGUAAACACAGGCCAUUGAUUUAGAUAUGUUUAGGGUUAAUGCUACUUUCUUAUAGGGCUCAUAUCUAUUUUGCAACACAAAUUGGAAUAAUAAUAAUAAAAAAGUCACAAAAAUCUGCAAGGCCAAUGAGAGAGACAUUGAGGCCUAUCAAUAGGAUGGUCUUGGAUUGAUUUAAGACCAGGGGCGUGUUUCACAAAGAUUGAAGUAUGGCUUAGAGUCGGACUUAAAUGCCUAUGUCACAAGCCCAGUGCAAAAGCAAAGGACAAAAAUACUCUAGAGAAAAGAUAAUUGCCUAUGUACUGUUUACACAACAAAUCACGAAAAAGAAAAUGGAUUGGAAUUACAAAUCAAAUGAAAUAUCUUUAAUCAUAAUUAAAUUCAAUGCGUUCACUUCUGUGAAUAAUAUGGCGUAACAUCAACGAAUAAAUUCAUAAUGAAAUUUCAUUUCGAAUAACAUAAAGUCCUUAGCUGUUAUCAUUUCGUUGGGGCCCAUUGAAGAAAGCUGACGAGUUUAUCGCGAUCAAUGGCGAAUCCGAACAUCGAUGACUCAUCACUAUGACGUCACACUGGAGGGCGAUUCCCGAGACUUCUGUCCCGUCCGGAGUUCCCGUAAGCACCCUCAGUACUCACUGUUGAUACGGCUCUGCCUUUAGAACCUCGAUACCAAAAACCCUACAAUAAAUAGUAAACAUGGAACCACACUUCUAAUACAUUGAUCUAAUCACGCAAUUGAUUCAUUAAUUAGUUUUGCAUAACUAGUUGUCAAUAAGUGUCCAUGUUUGAUUGAUGGAAAUUCAUUUCAAAAUUAUCCAUAAAGUAAUCUUUCAAAAUACGUUCAAUCUUACAAAUACAUUACAAAUUAAUUAUGCCAAUCCCUUAUAGAUAAACACACAACAUGUUCAGGCAUAGUAUGUAAACAAACCCAUUAAACGGACGUAAUGUCAAAAAUCUGUUAAAUAGUUUUAAUUUGCAAAAUUCAACAUUAAAUAACUUUCACAUAUUCUGCAAUGAACUUAAAACCUUAUUUCGUGCAAAUUUCCGUCUUAGUUUUAAAGAUUAUUGAAAUAUCCUAGUAGGAAGUAAUUUUGACUUACCACGUAUGUGGGUUAAGAAAUACACCAAGAAAUCAUCUAAAACUCCUUCCUGACAUAGCAGCAUAAAAUAUGAUUAGCUCGUCGAUAAAACAAAUCCAUAUUAUGUGUCUGCUAAAAUUAUAGCAAAAUGAUGAAGUUGAUAUUGCCCCUAAGGCAAAAACAAAUCGAGACAAAUCAUGUCAGCUCCAUCCAAACCAAUAAAACGUAAUGACCAAAAUUAAUAGGCCUACAGUACACGACGCCGUCGGAUCGGGUUUUAGGGCGUAGUUCAUUUGCCUAACAAAAGUUUUACAAUUAAUUUGCAUAUACGUAUGCGCUUCGCCUAGACGUAAUGUCCAGUCUUUAAGAAAAGCUCUAAAUUAGUAAGAUUCAUACACUUAACCUUGACAAAUAACCGCCAACCCAAAAUGAUAUUACUGCUUUAGAGAUUUUCAAUGUUAUCAAAUUAUAAAAGUUAGUUCACUCUAUUUUAUGAACCAUUCAAUCUUCGGGACAUCUACUGAGAAAAUCUGCUCCCACAUUAUCAGAUCCCUUGAUAACCUCAACAUGGAAAUUAUAGGACUGUAAUGCCAACGCCCACCGUAAAACUCUGGGAUUUUUCAAUCUCGCUUGCGACAAGUAUGCCAAAGGAAAGUGGUCCGUCUGCAACGUGAACUUCCUCCCAUGUAAGAAAUAGGCAAACUUCUUAACAGCCCACGCUAAGGCAAGACACUCGCGCUCUACUAUCGGAUACAAGCGUUCGCGAUCAAGUAACUUACGACUGGCAAAACAAAUGGGAAACAAUUUCUCUUCAUGAGUUUGCAUCAACACGGCGCCGAUGCCAACAUCAGAUGCAUCCGUGCGCACAACGAACUCGCUAUCGAUGUCCGGUAAUCUAAGUACAGGAAAAUGACUCAGCCUGCUCUUAAGUGUUUGGAAAGCGUGUUCAUGCGCUUCCUCCCACUUUACUUUCGUAGCACUAUUUUUCUUCGUGAGAUCGGAUAGAGGGGCAGCAAUGGUGGCCAUAUUUGGGAUAAAUUUCCGGUAGUACCCCACUAGACCAAGAAAUGACCUUACCUCCUUCUUUGUUGUCGGUCGGGAUGACGACAACACUUGCUUGAUCUUCUCUGGCGUAGGUUUCACUUCACCUUGUCCCACGAUGUGUCCAAGAAAUUCUACUGAGCUACAUGCAGCAUGACACUUGCUCGGUCGAGCAGUGAGAUGACUUUCCCUUAAUCGUGAUAGGACUCUCCUUACAUCUUCCAGAUGCUCUUCCCAUGAUGAACUAUAGAUGAGGAGGUCAUCUAUAUAAUGAAGGACGUGAGGGAGUUCAUCUAACACCUUCCUCAUCAUUCUGGUAAACACAGCAGGGGCGUUAACCAUGCCAAAGGGAAGUACCAAAAACUCGUACUGGCCAUCAGGAGUUACAAACGCCGUUUUCCCACGGUCCUCCUCGACCACUGGUAUCUGCCAAUAUCCUUUUGACAAGUCAAUUUUAGUGAAGUACUUGGCAUCUCCGAUAUCUGCGAUUACCUGAUCUAUGUUGGGAAUUGGUUCGUUGUCGAUGACUGUUUUAGCGUUGAUCUUCCUAUAGUCAACGCAGAAUCUAUUCUUCCCGUCCUUUUUCUUGACGAUUACCACAGGUGAUGCAUAGGGCGAUGUAGACUUUUCGAUUACUCCCAUCCUAAGCAUCGUCUCUACUUCCUCUCUAAUCGUCUGUCGUAGUGCUUGAGGUACUGGGUAGGGGCGUGAUCUGAUGUGUUCGGCCGAAGUCAACUCCACCGAAUGACUAAUGAUGUCCGUCUUCCCAGGGACAUCGGUCAUGACGUCUGUGAAUUCCCGGAAGAGCGCCUGCAUCUGAGUUCGCAUGUCGACGGGUACGUCGUCGCCAAACUCCACGUCAUCGAUGCUUUCCGUCUGCUCAACUACUGGGAAUAUAAUGCUCGCAGAACCAUCACUCUCGUCACCCUCAUCCACAAUAUGGAUAGCAGCAACUUGAUCAGCUGGGGCUGAAACUUCUUGACUACCAUCUUCAUGUUCCCUCUCAACAUACCUCUUCAGUAGAUUGGCGUGAUAAGUCUUCUCUUUUCCAUUCACCAUCAACUUGUAGUUGUUCCUAGCAACCCUCUUCACGACCUCAUAAGGACCUCUCCAAUGCAUGAGUAGCUUAUUGCUGCUAGUUGGUAGAAGUAGAAGAACUUGAUCACCACACUCAAAUCUCCUCUCCUUCGCCUUAACGUCGAAGUGUGUCUUGUACUUCGUUGAAGCCUUCGUAAGCUCCUUCCUAGCGAGCUCACAAGUCGACUCUAGUCGUUCCUGCAAAUCAAUGACAUACUGAUAAACUGAUUUGACUUCUUCUUCUGGGACUUCUGUAGACCAUAAUUCCUUGAGAAUAGUCAUGGGUCCCCUGACAGUUCUCCCAUACAUUAAUUCAAAUGGAGAAUAUCCAAGACUCUCAUGUGGAACCUCACGAUACGCAAACAGAAGCGCGGGUAAGUAUCUAUCCCAAUCUUUAGGACAUUCCUGACACAUCCUACGCAACAUUUGCUUUAGGGUCCCAUUGAACCGUUCACAUGCUCCAUUAGCCAUUGGAUGGUAAGGAGUAGUGUGAAACUGGCUAACUCCUAACAAUUGGGCAGCUUCUUUCAUAACUCCCGAAACAAACUGAGUACCAUUAUCAGACAAUAUUUGAUUAGGUACACCUAAGCGUGAAAAUAUUUCAACUAGGGCCUCUGCCACACGCUCGGCUUCAAUUCGAGGUAGGGCUACUGCCUCAGGGUAGCGAGUAGCUAGAUCAACUACAGUCAAGAUAUACCUAUUCCCUCUAUCAGUAAUGGGAUCUAGGGGUCCUAUCAAAUCUACUGCAAUUCGUUUGAAACAAGUAUCUAUCAAAGGGGGAAUUACGAGUGGCACCUUACCAAUCCGUCCUUUAGGCAUUGUACGUUGACAUGCGUCGCAAGAAGCACAAUAACGCUUGACAUCGGAUUGUAGUCCAGGCCAGAAGAAUUGCGUCAGGAUCCUGUCAUUCGUCUUCCUUGUCUUCAGAUGUCCAGCUAAUGCAGAGUCAUGAGCUAGUCGAAGAACUUGAGAUCUGAACGGCUUGGGUACCAACAGUUGAGUAAACGUCUUCCCCUGGGUGUUACCUAGUGACCUGUAUUCACGGAAUAGAAGACCAUUCUUGAAGUAAAAUCUCACUUCGCUAUUCUUCCCUACAAGCUUUGACUCACCCUUUUCUGCUAAAUCUCUUAGUUUCUUCAGCGUUGCAUCUGCCUUCUGUGCUGCAAUAACAUCCUCACGGGUUGCGAUACACUCCUGCUGCUUUGACGAUCCAAGACUCAUGAACGGCCGAUCCUUUCGUCUCUUCGUCCCUCGAGUCUCCACUCCUGCCCCUUGUUCCACCUCUUCAUUGAUAGUUGACUCACUCAUCAACUCACUUGGUUGCUCUUGAAUGAUGACAUCAUCCUGGCUGUGCGGCUGGGACACAUCAUUCGGUAUCUUUUCGUCUGGUACUUGAGUAACGCCUGACAGAUCAUCUUCUGUGGCCUCCGACGAUGAGGGCGUACUCUGCUCUCUUACAGUUGUCUCCUUUAUGUCAUCAGGAUCACCGUCACAGGAGGAUCUAUCCUCCUUGAUGGAUGACUCGCCGUCACUCGCCUUAGUGUAGGUCCAGUUCUGAUCCUCAUCUCCAGGUUUCCUGGCACCUGUAAUAUUUCCGAUGACUAAACGGGUUAUCAACACAUAAUGCUGUCACAUUACCUUGGAAAUAUGGGGUACUAACAUACAGCCUUGCCUCUGGCAUCCGUCUAAUUGUUCGGUCAAUUAGCAUACAUAGCUUUGUUUUUCCUGUAAACUGAGCUUUCUUCACUAAAUCCGUACGAACAAUCACGCAACUACAACCUGAAUCGCGCAAGACUGUUAUUUUCUUGCCAUUUAUACUGCCAUCACAAGUGGGCAUAUCUGAUUCUACUGUACAAGCCGUAUAAAGCAACGGAAUUUCAUGACCACACUGCAGCUUUACCGUAGCUGAAUCGGGACUAACACCUUGCGUUUGCGGUGUUGACAUAUCAGGGCAUACGCCGACUACGCAUGCGUUCACAGAUUGCUUACGCGAAUCCGAGCUUAACUUGCCUGGCCCGUCUCUCGAAUUACUGCCCUUUUUGUUUGGACACCUGGCCAUAAAAUGACCAGAUUUACCGCAAGUAUAGCAAGCUUUUGGAUUAGGACUUAUGUCGCUUCGGUCCUUACUUUUACCAUCUCUCAAUUUGCGAGCAUUUUCUUCACGGCGUGCGCGUCUACCGGAGUCAGUUGUAGCUGACACAUGCGCACUCCUAUAUUGCUCAGCUAGCAAAAUUAGCUCUGGAACGUUUUCGGGAUUUCUCUCCCGCAUAAAUACAGACAAUGAACGCUCAGAGGUCUCGUAAAUGUGUUCACGAACUAUUACAUCCAACAACGCAUCAAAUGUCUUUUCUUUGCCGCUCAAAUCAAUGCAGCGCGUGACGUAACGAAUCAAACGGUUAGCAUAUUGGUAAUAAGAUUCUUCUCCGCCUUUCUUCGCUUCGCGAAAGCGUUUCCAAUUUCCUUCACUCGUAAGAGCAAAGUAUUGCAAUAGCAUGUUCUUAAGGAGAUCGUAAUCGGUUGCCUCCUCUGCGCUUAUUGAACAAUAUACAUCUAGGGCGGGACCUGUCAACAAGUUGCCUAGAGCAGACGCCCAACAAUCCUUUGGCCAUUUACUCAAAGUCGCGUGCCGUUCAAAACGGUCUAUGUACGCAUCUAGUUCAUCCGUUUUGUCUCGGAACGCUGGCAUACAGGGGAUUUUACUAAGACCCUCAGACGAUGUCCCAAUAACUUUCCUACUUUCACUUAUCUUCAAAUCUAACUCCUUUUGUUUCGUUACCUCUUCUAACCUUCUUUGAUCAUCUUCCCUCCUAAGUCUUCGUUCAUCUCUUUCUAUCUGUUCGUUUCUACGCUUUUCUUCGAGAACCUUGUCACGUUCUUUACAAGCAAAUUCUAAUAAUUCUUUACCCGCUAG
This is a messenger RNA of Lytechinus pictus (painted urchin), 7783 nucleotides long. Its product is annotated as cystinosin-like. NCBI's taxonomy places the organism in Eukaryota, Metazoa, Echinodermata, Echinoidea, Temnopleuroida, Toxopneustidae. Gene Ontology annotation, cellular component: lysosomal membrane. Gene Ontology annotation, biological process: L-cystine transport. The record is from RefSeq and is a predicted model, not a curated record. Gene Ontology annotation, molecular function: L-cystine transmembrane transporter activity. The coding region runs from base 171 to 1364 and encodes 397 amino acids. The transcript is spliced from 9 exons.